Bactrocera tryoni is the source of this 1619-nucleotide messenger RNA. RefSeq names its product jerky protein homolog-like. Lineage: Eukaryota; Metazoa; Arthropoda; Insecta; Diptera; Tephritidae. The record is from RefSeq and is a predicted model, not a curated record. Gene Ontology annotation, molecular function: DNA binding. The transcript has 2 exons. Bases 31 to 1152 code for a protein of 373 amino acids. Gene Ontology annotation, cellular component: nucleus.
GAGUGUUUCGUUUUAGAUUUUCUGUUAAAAAUGAAUUCUAAAAAACACACGUUUUUGACAUUGAAGCCAAAAGCUGAUAUUCUCGAUUCUUUAAAAAGAGGCUCAUCUAUGACGUUCUUAGCAAAGAAAUAUAAUGUUGCUAAAUCAACAAUUUGUGGAAUCAAAGCAAGAAAACAAAUGAUUUUAAAGUUCGUGAACAACACGUACUCGGGACCUGGACAAAGAAGAACUCUGCGUCCUUCAGAGCUGCAUAAAAUGGAGGAAGCUCUUUAUCGUUGGUUUAUCAAAAUGCGGAAUAAAAACUGGCCAGUAAGUGCCUUAAUGCUGAAAGAAAAGGCCAAAGUACUGCAUGCACAAGUAAAGGAAAAUGAAUCUAACUUCAACGCUAGUGAUGGAUGGCUUCAAGGAUUUAAAAAAAGGUACGGUAUUCGACUGCUGCAAAUAUCAGGCGAAAAACUAUCCUCGCUGCCUCAGCUCGUGGAUCCAUAUAAGGAAAAACUUAGAGCUAAAAUGGCCGAACUGGAGCUGUGUAACGACCAGUUAUAUAAUGCUGAUGAGUCAGACUUAUUCUGGAAACUUCUGCCAGAAAAAAUGUACGUGUCCAGUAUGGAAAAGAGAGCCCCAGGCGUUAAGUCGGAAAAACUUUUAUGUUGCUCAAACGCCACUGGAUCUCAUAAACUGAAACUUUUGGUAAUUGGAAAGGCAAAGAAUCCACGCUGCUUUAAAAACUUUCAAUGCCCCACAGACUAUAAGAGCUCAAAAUCCGCCUGGAUGACGUCGGCUGUUUUCAAGGAAUGGUUUCAUGCGUCCUUCGUUCACAAGGUAACGUCAUUUUUAAAGGAGAAAGGUUUGCCAAUCAAAGCUCUACGCCUAAUCGACAACGCUCCUUCUCACCCAAAUGAAGCUCAGCUGGCAACGGAGGAUGGACAAAUUCUGGCAAUGUUUAUGCCACCAAACGUUACUCCCCUCAUCCAACCAAUGGAUCAAAAUGCCAUAAAGAUCACAAAGUUGCAUUACAGAGACAGCCUUUUAGCCUCAUUAGCAGCUACAAACUCCAAUUUACUCGAUUCGAUUAAAAAAAAUUACUUUACGAAGAGCUAUAAAUCUUUUGGAUGCCGCUUGGAGUCGUGUCAGCGAAGUAACAUUAGCUAAUUGCUGGAAAAUUUUUUUAAAUUUUACGGCAGAUGAUGACGAUCCCGAAGAUAGUUGUUCGUUUUCGCAGAAUCGCACAAAGAUAUGCAGGUUAUUGAAAAUGAUUUUCUUAUUAACCAUUUCAGGCUGAAUUAACGCUACCAGACGUUCAUGAAUGGAACGAAGAUAUUGAAGAUGAUAAUGCAAAUGAAGAGCAUGAAAAAGAACACGAUUCCGAUGAAGGCAGCGUAUCGGAGGUAGAGGAGAAAAUUAAGCGGACUGAAGCAGUUGAAAUUUUCAAGAAGGCGAUAAGGUGGGCUGGUCAUGAAGACGUCGAUCCAAAUGAUGUAAAUGUAUUAAGACGUCUAAGAGAGAAAGCUGUGCUCCAACUUUUAGAAACACAGAAGAUACAGAAAAGGAUGACUGAUUUUUUCAAAUAAAACCUAGAUUUUGUAUAAUAUGUGUUAUGUAAAAAUGUAUAUGUAAUG